UGAGGUCCCUUCCAACCCUGGCCAUUCCGUGAUUCUGUAGGCUCUCCCCCAUGCCCCGCUGCACUGAGCUGUGCCUCAGUUUCCCUAUUCCUACCGAUAGCCUGUGUGGGGAUGCUCAGCACCCAGAGGUGAGAGCAUCUCUGCUCUGGGUAACCCCAACCGGUCGAUGGUGGGGGUACCCCGUUUGGUGAUGUUCCCCCUCAGUCACAGUCCUUUUAGGGCUGCCACUCCUUUGGUCAUGGUCUCCACUUGACGGUGGUCCCAUAGCCACCAGUGGGGAGUGGAUGGAAGGAUGGAGAGGAGCCGAGAUGCAGCCCCUCCCAUGGAAAUGGCUUCCGGGCGGCAGUCGAUAUAGGGCCCGCCCGGGAGGAGGAGUCUGCAGCACCGGGAAACCGAAACUGUGCGACGGGAGAGGCGGGGGAAGCCCCGGGACUGUGCCACGCUAUGGACGGCCUCGAACCCGCGGUCCCGGCGCUGGAAGACAGCUUCCAGUUCCUGCUGUGCGAGGGCUGCCAGCAGGAAUCUCCCGACCUGAAGCUGCUCACCUGCCUGCACACGCUGUGCCUGGGCUGCCUGAGAGAGAACAAACCUAUAGGGCAGUGCCCCGUGUGCCAGACACCCAUCCCGCAGCCUGAUGGCAUCCCCGAUGUGGACAACGUGCUGUUCAGCAGCCUGCAGGCCCGUCUCAGCAUCUACCAGCGUGUGGUCAGUGGGGCCGAGCUGCUGUGUGACAACUGUGGCAGCAGCAGUGAGUACUGGUGCCCAGAGUGCAAGGAAUUCCUGUGCACAAAGUGCUUCGAGACCCACCAGCGCUACGUCAAGCGGGAGAACCACGAGGCCAAGAGGGUUCAGGACAUCAGGGUGGGAUCACCGCAGGAGUUCCUCAAGGGCACCAGGAGGACCAGCAGCUUGUCCUGCCCCAUCCCGACCCACCAGAAGCAGACUCUAAGCAUCUACUGCAAGCAGUGCUGCAGAGCAGUGUGCUGCAUCUGCGCUCUGCUGGACGCCGCUCACAGCGGGCAGCACUGCGACGUCAGCACAGAGGCACGGCUGCGGCAGGACGAGCUGGCAGCGCUGGGGCAGGAGCUGGCGCAGCAGCGGAGCGGCAUCCCCGAUGUGGACAACGUGCUGUUCAGCAGCCUGCAGGCCCGCCUGCGUAUCUACAGGCGGAUCAGCAGCGGGGGGCUGAGCUGCUGCCGGUGCCGGCGGGAGGCGGCGGCCAUGUGGUGCUCAGAGUGCGAGGAGUUCCUGUGCCCGGGCUGCUUUGAGGACCAUCAGUGGUUCUUUAAGAAGAGGAGCCACGAAGCCAGGAAGGUGGAGGAGCUGAGAGCCGAGUCGGCGCAUCGCUUCCUGGAGGGCACCAAGAAAUCGUGCAGCCUCUUCUGCUCCAGCCCCAGGCACACGGAGCAGGGCCACGUCACCAGCAUCUUCUGCAGGAAGUGCGAGAAGCCGCUGUGCUGCUCCUGCGCGCUGCUGGAUGCCCAGCACUCCUCUUUCUACUGCGACAUCCGCACAGAGAUCCAGCGGCAGCAGGACGAGCUGGCAGAGCUGGGGCAGGAGCUGGCGCAGCAGCGGGGCGGCUUCGAGGCGUCGCGUGCAGCGCUGCAGGAGAAGGCGGCGCAGCUGGAGGCGGCGGGGCACGGGGUGCGGGAGCUGGUGAGGCAGCGCGUGGAGCAGCUGGUGAGGCUGAUCCGGCGCGAGGAGGAGGAGCUGCUGGCCACGGUGGGGAGGAAGCAGGAGAAGGGCCAUAAGGAGCUGGAGAAGGAGCUGUGGCGCGUGGAGGCCGUGCUGCGGAGGAUGGAGGCGGGCGAGAGGCUGGUGGAGAAGAUGGGCCUCUAUGCCACGGAGCAGGAGGUGAUGGACAUGCAGCCCUUCAUCAAGGAUGCGCUGGAGGAGCUGCGGAGGCAGCGCCCGGCGGCGGAUGGGGAGCUGGAAGUGCACGAGGACUUUGCCGAGUGCCGUGCCAGGCUGCAGGCGCUGACUGAGUGCAUCGAAGGGCUGCAAGAAGCUGCCCCUGCUCCAGCCACCACGGAAAGCUCCCACCAGGUCCCAUUGACCUCCACCCCUGUCAAGAGGAAGAAAGAUGAAAGCACCACCACGCUGCAACUUCCUUCAAAGGUGAUAAAGGUUGAGAAAGACGACAAUGAGUGGAGCACAUCAGUGGUGCCACAGGAACCAAACUGCUUGCCCCAACCCCAGACCAGCUUUUCUGCACCCACUAUGGCUGCCAGCAGGGAAGGCUGCCUGCUGAACAUCGUGCCAGACAGCAGUGAUGAGAUGCAUGACUCAGAUAGUGACCUUCUCAACUUGGGCAGCGAUGAAGAGGACAGCGUGGAUGAGGAGUUGCUGGACCCCAGUCUGCUAGACGAUAUGCUCGAGGAUGGCACUGGCAGAGACAACCCACACCUUCCCAUCUGCCUCCAGAACACACUGGAUGUGGGACAAGGAUACGUGAUCUUCUUUGACAUUAAGAUUUGGAAAAAUGAAGUCAUUCAGAUGGCAGUGGUUGAUAAAGAGAAUAUGCUCUCAGUCCUCAUUCAGCCCACGAUGAGUUUGCCCAACUCGACAGCCAGAACUAAUGGCUAUGAGCUGGGCCUGAGGGAUCUGCUUAGCCACCUCAGCACCAUCCACAGGCCCAUCCUGGCUGCCUUUAGUCUCUGGUCACUGCCCCUUCCCACCCUUCUGAAAACUCUGACGGCCAUUGGCAAGAAAGAGGAGUUCUUGUCCACAGUCUAUGGCUUCCUGGAUGUUCUACCUCUAAUAAAGGAGAAGGUCCCCGAGGAGAAAAGCUGCAAGCUGAAGAACUUGGCCGGCAACUUGCUGUGGCGGGACCUCAGCAACUGCAGCACCCUGGAGAGCGCCAGCGCCGUGAAGGACCUGUGCGAUGUCCUGGAGAUCGACCUGCAGAACAAACUCACGCAGCUCCUCAGCCCUGCCAACCUGGAGUCCUUCGUGUCCCUGCAACCCUUGCUGGACAAGAGGCUGCUCAGCCGGCCCUCGGCCCAGACGUUGGCUUCCCAUGGCAUCGGCCUCCCCGAGCUGCGUACCUGCUUCGCGUGUGACCCCGCCAGGGGUCUCGCCAAGAUGUGUGCCUUGGUCAAUGCCCACAGGCAUUCCUCUGAGAAAAAGGUCCGUCACCUCAGCAAGAUCAAGGCCUACUUCCAGCAGCAGCCACUGGCGGGUAGCAGCCAGGCCUCAUGAUGGGUUGCUGGAGGCCACAAAGACUAAGCAAGACAGAUGAACGGUAGUCCUUACUAAACGCGUUCCAUUGCCCUGCGUGGGAUGCAACCUGGGUUUGCAGUACGAAUGCCCAAAGUGAGCACACAGGAUGGUGCUCUCCAAACACAAUGCUAGCCAGGCCAUUGCUUGAUGGGGCAAUUAGCUUAAUUGCCCUUUCUGUGUAUGCAUGCAGAUGAAAUAAAUUGUUUCUCUUCUUUGUCA
Messenger RNA from Meleagris gallopavo (turkey), 3441 nucleotides. The record is from RefSeq and is a predicted model, not a curated record. NCBI's taxonomy places the organism in Eukaryota, Metazoa, Chordata, Aves, Galliformes, Phasianidae.